CGUCGAAAGGAGGGGUCGCACACGCAAGACCAAUCGAUUUAUCUCAGCGGACGUUGGAUAGCCAUCGUGAAGUUGAGUCACGAAUUGCCUUGGGACACUGCGCAGCAAAGUAAUAUACGCACAGGGCUGCAAGUAAGGCUGCUCAGCCCCGCUCAACCACCAACAACAGCAGUGGGCGCCACGGACUUUGGCGGGAAGCGACCGGUGGGGCGAUUGUGGAAAGCUUCGACGCAUCGUUGGAGAACCGCGCAGCGGCAAUCUCCUGCUUGGCAAUCUCCCGCGUGGCAGCCUCCUCCGGGGCGGUCGGAGAAAGAGGAGAAGGACUACCGUGAAGUGUCAAUUCUCGUACUGUCAUCGCGGCAAAGACAGCUGAAAAUACUCACGGGGUACGCCGUUACAGACUGCUACCACCAUGAGGUUGAGGAAAAUCAAGGGAGAAGCCGCCCUCCUUGCGGUGGCGGCGAUGCUGACCAGUGCUACAAUCGUUCCGGCCGAGGAUCGACACAAGUUUCACAAAAAAUUCCUAAGGGCUCCACCGAAAGGACCGCGUCCACUAGCACAAGCACCGCAAUCUCCAGCGAGCCACACGACAGGUGUGGACGGAAACGACGGCAGUAGCAGUGCACCAGAGCACAGAGAAGUAGUACCGUCAGCAGCGUCAGCAGCACCGGGGGUGUCCUUGGAAGGCGGGUGUCCUUACGUAAUCGACACGGCAGAGGAGGCCAUUUCCCGGAUCAAGGACAAGAGCCUCCCGGGCAACGUCGUGAAGGUCGAGCACUUGACCUUCUGCCGCACGGGGAACCACUUUAGCAGCUUCUUCCGCAACCUCGCCCUGGGCUACUGCUGCAAGUCUAAGGUGGUGUGGCUGCCUCCAAAGGACGACGUUCUCGCGCCCGGAGUGUUUAACCAGGGAACCCCAGGGCCGCGCUGGUUCGACUUCUCGAGCGCGCCCGACGUGGACGGCUUCGAUUCCAGCGCGUGUUCCGCGGACAUCACUUGGGCGGGGCAGAGAGCGUUUCACAUGCACCAACUUGACUCCCCAGAGCACGAGUUCCACACUCCCGGCCUCAAGGAGUGCAUCGCACGCGCGCCCCGGCUUCUCGCAUGCGAGGCCGCGUACUACUUCCCGAAGGACGUGGACCUCUGCCACGCCACCGCCGCCGCUGCCGCCCCUUCGAGCGAGCACGACGGGCAAUCGUCCUACCAAGGCGGUUGGCCAGACGACCCGGAGCGGCGACGAAGAACCCGAAGGUGGGGCGGCGGCGACGGCGAUGAGAGCAAAGGGAAGGACGGAGCGGGAGCGGCAACGACGGGCGGGGAAGGGGCUGCUGCAGGCGGCGGGGGCCAGCAAACACAGGGGGAUAACGAGGAGGGCGUUGAGGAUGAGGAGAUGCGGCCGGCAGGAGGGGAGGAGCGGGAGCAGGGGGGAGGAGGAGGAGGAGGAGGAGGAGGAGGAGGAGGAGACGGCAACCUCGUGCUCCACGUGCGCUCCGGAGAUAUCUUUUCCGAUAAAGUCUUGGCGUACUACGGCCAGCCUCCGCUGCAGUUCUACCUGCAAGUGAUCCAGCACGCCGACUGGGAUAGCGUCGACAUCGUCACCAACUCACAAGAGCACGACGGCCUGAACCCCGUGAUCCCAGCCCUGCAGGCCAUGGUUGACGCGGGGGAUCUCCCGGACUCCGUGCACGUUCAUACGAACCGUACCAUGGAAGAGGACCUGCUUAGCAUGUUCUGUGCGGACGGGCUAGCGCUGGCAAGGUCAACCCUGGUCUCUCUCACGGGGUUCCACUCGAAAGCCAAGCGAGUUUAUGGCCCCCACCAGUGCAACGCCCAGUUCAAGCAGCUCGCCCUUAUACGCCCAGAAGUCCAGGCGUACGGCAUUGAUUGGGCGGGGGAGUACGGCGUCUACAAGAGCUGGGAGAACACCCCGGAGCAGCGGGAAGAGAUGCUGGCCUACGACAAGAUCGUCGGCUUCAACCAGUGCAGCGGGGAGUGAUGGCACCGGAAUCUUCUUGUACGCUCUACCCCCCAACGCUGGUUGCGUUCUUAUGCUGUGGGUUCUCUUGACCAGCAGUGACUACAGGCAGACUUUUAAUUUACGUUUCUCUCAUUAUUGUGCGUGGAAACAGCAGUUCAGAAGUCGUUUCUACGCGAACGCGCACACGUGUAGGCACAGCACAAAUGUGGCAGUCAAGCAGUGCUCGUGUUGUUGCUGCUGUGUCGUAGGAGCGCCCUGAGGCUGCGUUCUUGUACGCACUUGCGCGGCAGAUUUGAACCGUUUGCCGUUUACACGGUCGUUGCAUUUUAGGUGCCGUCUACACGUCGAGGGGGAAAACAAUAUUUGUUUUUGGAAAUAACUUACGCGCUCGCAGAAUGCCGUGGUGUACGUUCUCAAUAUUGUGCAGAUGUGGUACAUGCUGGUACGGGGACAAUGGGAGGAGCAGGGUCGGUCUGUAGCAUAAACGUUGUAGGCUGUCGAGGCUGGUGGUGUUUGAUAGGAUUGGUCGUCAAUUACGUCGGUGGGCAUCUAGCUUACCCCCUUGGGAGGCAACACACGUUGAAACUCGAUGCCGCGACAGUACAGUAGUAAGUAGUGUUGAGUGUCCUACAUAACUGUAUGUGAUAAGAAGCCGCUGUGAAAACAAGUAUUUGGCGGCGGUUUAGAAAAUUUUGAAAUCAUUCUUUUUGUUGCUGCAAUAGCAACGUGUUGGUGCGGUAGUGCAUGUCGGGGGGGCGGCAGUAGAUGCAGAGCAAUACCGCCGUGGUGUCUUGAUUUCUUUGGAACAGAUCAUCACCGCCUGCCUGCGAUUUUCUGAUGUUUAGUUUUGUCGAAGAGCUCGUGGUGUGACGGUGCCUGUGGGUGCCUGCCUGUGGGCACGUACUGUUUGGGG
Messenger RNA from Ectocarpus sp. CCAP 1310/34, 2891 nucleotides. Lineage: Eukaryota; Phaeophyceae; Ectocarpales; Ectocarpaceae. The record is from the annotation of a GenBank genome assembly.